CCAGCCCACGUGGUUGGAGGUUUCCAGAAGCGCUACCUCUACCGCGCAGCGCAGCUUUGGCCGUCCGAGCGCGUUUGCUGCUUCGCACUUCUACCAUCUAGCCACGAUGAUAAGUGCCAGCCGGGCCGUAGCAGCUCGUCUAGUCGGCAUCGCCCCAUCGCGGGGCGCCACCGCCCGCCACAAGGAUGUCUGGAAUGGCCUUAGUCAUGAGGCUUUUAGAAUUGUUUCAAGGCGGGACUAUGCAUCAGAAGCAAUCAAGGGAGCAGUUGUUGGUAUUGAUUUGGGCACAACCAACUCCUGUGUGGCAGUUAUGGAAGGUAAACAAGCAAAGGUGCUAGAGAAUGCUGAAGGUGCCAGAACCACCCCUUCGGUUGUGGCCUUCACAGCAGAUGGCGAGCGACUUGUUGGCAUGCCAGCCAAGCGACAGGCAGUCACCAACCCAAACAACACAUUCUAUGCCACCAAGCGUCUCAUUGGCCGGCGAUAUGAUGACCCUGAAGUACAGAAAGAUAUUAAAAAUGUGCCCUUUAAGAUUGUCCGGGCCUCCAAUGGAGAUGCCUGGGUCGAAGCUCAUGGAAAACUCUAUUCUCCAAGUCAAAUUGGAGCUUUUGUGUUGAUGAAAAUGAAAGAGACUGCAGAAAAUUACUUGGGACAUACAGCAAAAAAUGCUGUGAUCACAGUUCCGGCUUAUUUCAAUGACUCUCAGAGACAGGCCACUAAAGAUGCUGGCCAAAUAUCUGGACUAAAUGUGCUUCGGGUAAUUAAUGAACCUACAGCUGCUGCUCUGGCCUAUGGUCUAGACAAAUCAGAAGAUAAAAUAAUUGCUGUAUAUGAUUUAGGUGGUGGAACUUUUGAUAUUUCUAUCCUGGAAAUUCAGAAAGGAGUAUUUGAGGUGAAGUCUACCAAUGGAGACACGUUCUUAGGUGGGGAGGACUUUGACCAGGCCUUGCUACGACACAUUGUGAAGGAGUUCAAGAGAGAGACGGGGGUUGAUUUGACCAAAGACAACAUGGCACUUCAGAGGGUUCGGGAAGCUGCUGAGAAGGCUAAGUGUGAACUCUCCUCAUCUGUGCAGACUGACAUCAAUUUGCCGUAUCUUACAAUGGAUGCUUCUGGACCCAAGCAUUUGAAUAUGAAGCUGACGAGGGCUCAGUUUGAAGGGAUUGUUACUGAUCUAAUCAGGAGGACUAUCGCCCCGUGCCAAAAAGCAAUGCAGGAUGCAGAAGUCAGCAAGAGUGACAUAGGAGAAGUGAUUCUUGUUGGUGGCAUGACUAGGAUGCCCAAGGUUCAGCAGACUGUACAAGAUCUCUUUGGCCGAGCUCCAAGCAAAGCGGUCAAUCCUGAUGAGGCUGUGGCCAUUGGAGCUGCCAUUCAGGGAGGUGUGUUAGCUGGUGAUGUCACAGAUGUGCUGCUCCUGGAUGUCACUCCUCUGUCUCUGGGUAUUGAGACUCUGGGAGGUGUUUUUACCAAACUUAUUAACAGAAACACCACUAUUCCAACCAAGAAAAGCCAGGUGUUUUCUACAGCUGCUGAUGGUCAGACUCAAGUGGAGAUUAAAGUGUGUCAGGGUGAGAGAGAGAUGGCUGGAGACAACAAACUUCUUGGACAAUUUACUUUGAUUGGAAUUCCCCCAGCCCCUCGUGGAGUCCCUCAGAUUGAAGUUACAUUUGACAUUGAUGCCAAUGGGAUUGUACAUGUUUCGGCCAAAGAUAAGGGCACAGGACGUGAGCAGCAGAUUGUGAUCCAGUCUUCUGGUGGAUUAAGCAAAGAUGAUAUUGAAAAUAUGGUUAAAAAUGCAGAGAAGUAUGCUGAGGAAGACCGACGAAAGAAAGAACGAGUUGAAGCAGUUAAUAUGGCUGAAGGAAUCAUUCAUGACACAGAAACAAAAAUGGAAGAAUUCAAGGACCAGUUGCCUGCUGAUGAAUGCAACAAGCUAAAAGAAGAGAUUUCCAAAAUGAGGGAACUUCUGGCUCGAAAAGAUAGUGAAACAGGAGAAAACAUAAGGCAGGCAGCAUCUUCCCUUCAGCAAGCAUCACUGAAGCUCUUCGAAAUGGCAUACAAAAAGAUGGCAUCUGAGCGAGAAGGCUCUGGAAGUUCUGGCACUGGGGAACAAAAGGAAGAUCAGAAGGAGGAGAAACAGUAAUACCAAUAAACUUUGGAGUCAGAAUAUGAUGCUUGGGAGUGAAGAAACUUCCUGAGCAGAAAUGGGCAAAUUUCAGUCUUUUACUGUGUUUUUGCAGUAUUCUAUAUAUAAUUUCCUUAAUAUGUAAAUUCAGCAACCAUUAGCUAAUGACCAUUUAAUGAGAAUUCCAACCAUACAAAGUUCACAGUACUUUGUCCCUAGUUAUUUUUCAGCUGCAUGUAAAGGGAGGGGAAGAUGGUCUACUGAUCGUUAUAAAAACAAUGUUGUUUUGUGCUUUGGUAGCCAUAGUUUCAAGAGGCAAAACCAUCUCAAUAAAGAAGGUACUUAGCCGUAAGUCUGGAAUGUCCCCUCAGACCAAAGGGGGAUGAGAUUCUUCCAAUCGACUGAAACUGCUAAACCAGCCAGUGUGUAUAUGGGAGUCUUCAACUGAGGCCUUGCAAGGCAAGCCAGCGGUGCCAUGUUGGGAAGGAAGGCAGAAGCUAGAUCAAUGGGGAAAUAGCUGUUAGGUACAGCUUUUAAAAAGGUAGUAAUAGGGCUCCAUAACUUAACUAAGGCAUAAUUUUCUAGCUACCUUUUGGCCUGUGUCUGGCACCUGUAUCCUUGAUUGCUUUUUUUGAUCCAAUCUGGAUUUUUUAAAAAAUAAAUGAAAAGCAUCUUGAUAACUCUUGUUUGUGAGGAGUGAGGCUGAGAUGUAACUUGCGGAAUAGGACAUGAAUAGUACUUCCUAAUUCCCUGACCUAAACCACUCAACGAUCUCUUUUUCUCUAGCAUGGAAACUAGGGUUACUAUUUUCAGGUUGCAAGAGGCAUGUCCAGUAGUGAGCCCUAGGAUCUCAGUGGUUUGGUAAUAUCAGGAACUGAUUUGUGUUAAGAUUUAUCUCCCAACCAAUAGUCUUCCAACAGACUCCCCUCUCCUUUUAUGGAUCACUGCCCCUUACUGUGCCCAAAGGAAUAAUGUCAAUCAGAAACAUGAGCUUAGAUCUCAUCAAAUGUAAUACCUCUUAUUUUGUGAUUAUCUAGAAAUGAAAUUCAUGUAUACUUAAGUCCAUAUGAUGUUCUAAUGUAAAAGAGAUUGUUUACACAAUCAAUACAUUCCUGGAAAAUUAAGUGUUCCUGACACCCAUGUAAACACUUCUGGGGAUUCAUGUGAAAAAUAAAUUCUAGGCUCAAGUUUUCAGCUA
Molecule: messenger RNA, 3323 nt
Organism: Suricata suricatta (meerkat)
Lineage: Eukaryota; Metazoa; Chordata; Mammalia; Carnivora; Herpestidae
Gene: HSPA9
Product: heat shock protein family A (Hsp70) member 9
Exons: 17
Coding region: 107-2143 (678 amino acids)
Biological process (GO): cellular response to unfolded protein; protein refolding
Cellular component (GO): cytoplasm; mitochondrion
Molecular function (GO): ATP hydrolysis activity; misfolded protein binding; heat shock protein binding
Source: RefSeq, a predicted model, not a curated record